Molecule: messenger RNA, 900 nt
Organism: Arabidopsis lyrata subsp. lyrata
Lineage: Eukaryota; Viridiplantae; Streptophyta; Magnoliopsida; Brassicales; Brassicaceae
Product: xyloglucan endotransglucosylase/hydrolase protein 3
Exons: 5
Coding region: 1-822 (273 amino acids)
Biological process (GO): xyloglucan metabolic process; cell wall biogenesis
Cellular component (GO): cell wall; apoplast
Molecular function (GO): hydrolase activity, hydrolyzing O-glycosyl compounds; xyloglucan:xyloglucosyl transferase activity
Source: RefSeq, a predicted model, not a curated record
AUGACAAAUAUUGAGAAACUUAGUGGCGCUAAGGACUGGGUGGCCAAAAGGAGGAGAGCGAAGAAUUUGAGUACCAUUCGUGAUGAAACAUUGACUUUUGCAAACUUACUCAAACUCAAAAUCUCUAUUGGCUUUUGGCAUCUGAGUGGUGGGUUCGAGUCCAAGAACAGCUACGGAUCAGGUCUCUUCCAAAUGAGAAUCAAAGUGCCCGGAGGAAAUUCUGGCGGCGUCGUCACAGCUUUUUACUUGACGACGAAAGGAGGUGGUCAUGACGAGGUUGACUUUGAGUUUCUAGGGAACAACAACGGAAGACCAAUAACAUUACAGACAAAUCUGUUUCUGAAUGGAGAAGGAAACAGAGAACAGAGGUUUUUGCUUUGGUUCAACCCAACCAAACACUACCACACUUAUGGGAUUCUUUGGAACCCUUACCAAAUUGUGUUUUACGUGGACAACAUCCCAAUAAGAGUGUACAAAAACGAGAACGGCGUAAGUUAUCCAUCAAAGCCUAUGCAAGUCGAGGCCAGUCUCUGGAACGGUGACGAUUGGGCGACUGAUGGUGGUCGGACCAAGAUUAACUGGUCAUACUCUCCUUUCAUUGCUCAUUUCCAAGACUUCGCUCUAUCCGGCUGCAACAUAGAUGGUCGGAGUAAUAAUGUUGCCGCUUGUGAAUCCUCCAACUACUGGUGGAAUGCAGGCAACUAUCAAAGAUUAAGGGACAACGAACAGAAACUUUCUGAGUAUGUGAGGAAAAAAUACAUGAACUAUGAUUAUUGUAUUGAUCGCUCUAAAUACCAAACUCCUCCUAGAGAAUGUUAUUGAAAUAAGUAAGUUAUAAGGAGUUCAUAUCACAGCUGAGAAUAUAAUUAUAUUGUUAUUGAAAUAAGUAAGUUAUAAGGA